GGCGCACUCAACUCUUCCUCCAGAGGAGCGUCGGAGGAGCGGAGCGGUCUGCCGGCAGAUGCUGUCAUCACGCAGGAGGCUGUAGAAAACCAACUUCAAUAUUCACUGGAUCAAUUGUUCAGUGAUAAAGGAUUUUCAAGUCGUUUUCACAGGAAGUCAGUUACAAACGCUUUUGCAACAUUUGCUGGUGAAGAUGUGCUCCUGUUUCCACAGAAGAUACAAGCUGUUUGAAUGCUUGUUUACAUGCAAACAGACAACAAUAUUUGAAGAAGUGACAUUUGGCACGAUGCAUCACACAGCAUGACCAGUCUUCACUUAAAUCGAUGGAACAAGUUGUUCUCAAAUCCAGGUUUUCUAAACUAACAAAAGAUUGUUAUUGAAAUCAUGGCUGAGUCAAAUAUCAGCCAUAUGACAGCAGCUUCUACAGAGAUGGAGGAUAACCUCCCAGAUGGCAAGUUGGAUCAGUAUCUGGACGGCUAUGAUAUGGACUAUGGCAUCCCUCCUGAUGAGAUCCCAGACACAACACAGGGUCAAGCCUUCUUCGUGGCCACAAUUGUUAUUGCCAUUGUCCUCGUGUGCAUCAUGCUUGUUUGCGGGUUGGGAAACUUCAUAUUCAUUGCCACACUGACACGCUACAAAAAGCUUCGCAAUCUCACCAACCUGCUCAUUGCUAAUCUGGCGAUUUCAGACUUUAUUGUGGCAGUGGUGUGCUGCCCGUUCCUGGUGGACUACUAUGUGGUAAAACAGCUUUCCUGGGAUCACGGACUGGUGCUGUGUGCAUCUGUUAAUUACCUCAGGACCGUGUCCCUCUACGUGUCCACAAACGCAUUGCUUGCCAUUGCAGUUGACAGAUACAUGGCCAUAGUCCAUCCUCUGAGGCCACGUAUGAAGUACCAAACUGCUUAUUGCCUAAUAACCGGAGUGUGGAUUGUUCCCAUUCUCAUCUCUAUUCCAUCUGCCUACUUUGCUUCUGAGACCACGUACCCUCACGGCGGCACCACCCCGACCACCCACAAAGUGUUCUGUGCCCAGAUAUGGCCUGUGGACCAGCAGGCCUACUAUCGGUCCUACUUCCUGUUCGUCUUUGCCGUGGAGUUCGUUGGACCCGUGAUCGUCAUGGCAAUGUGCUACACCCACAUUUCCCGUGAGCUCUGGUUCAAAAAUGUCCCAGGUUUCCAGACGGAGCAGAUAAGAAAGAGAUUGCGUUGUCGCCGCAAGACAGUGAUGGUGCUCAUUGGGAUUUUGACAGCAUACAUCCUGUGCUGGGCACCGUACUACGGCUUCACAAUCCUGCGUGACUUCCAUCCAACACUGAUCUCCCGCCAGAAGAACUCGCUGGUGGCUUUUUACAUCAUUGAGUGCAUUGCCAUGAGCAACAGCAUGAUAAAUACCUUCUGCUUUGUAAGUGUCAAGAAUAACACAGUUAAGUACCUGAAGAAGAUGGUACUCCUGCGCUGGAAGUCAACGUAUGUCCCCACUAAGACAGUGGAUGAAAUGGAUAUGAGGACAUCUUCCAUGCCUGUUACCGAGGAGAUCGAAUGCAUUCAUCUGAGGUGAGGAGAAUACAUUGUAGUCAAGCAGUGAUUGAGAUCUAGAUGUGUAAUUUUUCCCACUUUGUGGAAAGAAAUCAAAAUUUCUCAACCACAGGAAUACUUUCAACUUUGGCUGAGAGAUUAUUUUGCAUGGUCAGGGGGUCACAUAAAAAAAAAAGUCUUGUAUAAUGAGAAUGUGAUUGUUGUGUCAUCAGUACGGUCUCUGUAAAGGGUGCAUUGUUAAAUUGAUUAAUAUCUGCAUAUUUGAAUGGUAUUAUUCUGAAUUCCUGUGAUUAGUGGCUCCUAACUCCGUCUAUAACGCUACUCUUUGUAUUGUUUGCAUCUGUGAUUUUCAGUAAGGUCAAAUAUCUCUUGAUACCAACUUUAAAUUAAAAUAUUUGUGUCUCUUUGUGCAUCUAAUUACAUAUUGAGUAAUUAAUGAUAAUU
Cololabis saira (Pacific saury) is the source of this 1979-nucleotide messenger RNA. RefSeq names its product prokineticin receptor 1b (gene prokr1b). The transcript has 3 exons. Lineage: Eukaryota; Metazoa; Chordata; Actinopteri; Beloniformes; Belonidae. The record is from RefSeq and is a predicted model, not a curated record. Gene Ontology annotation, biological process: neuropeptide signaling pathway. Gene Ontology annotation, molecular function: neuropeptide Y receptor activity. Bases 385 to 1557 code for a protein of 390 amino acids. Gene Ontology annotation, cellular component: membrane.